Ylistrum balloti is the source of this 798-nucleotide messenger RNA. RefSeq lists its product as uncharacterized. The transcript has 2 exons. Lineage: Eukaryota; Metazoa; Mollusca; Bivalvia; Pectinida; Pectinidae. Bases 1 to 798 code for a protein of 265 amino acids. The record is from RefSeq and is a predicted model, not a curated record.
AUGGGUCGGGGAUUAAGGCAUGGAGACGCAGACUGGGGAUUUAAGCAUGGUGACAUGGGUCGAGGAUUAAGACAUGGAGACGCAGACUGGGGAUUUAGGCAUGGUGACAUGGGUCGGGGAUUAAGACAUGGAGACGCAGGCCGGGGAUUUAGACAUGGUGACAUGGGUCGGGGAUUAAGACUUGGAGACGCAGACUGGGGAUUUAGACAUGGUGACAUUGGUCGGGGAUUAAGACAUGGAGACGCAGGCCGGGGAUUUAGACAUGGUGAUAUGGGUCGGGGACUAAGACAUGGAGACGCAGGCCGGAGAUUUAGACAUGGUGACAUGGGCCGGGAGUUCAGACACAGCCCCGGAAUUCAGACACGAGAACGUGGGGGUUUAGACACCAAAAGUCCAGAUGAUUCAGGAAGUGAACACGGUGAUGACACAGGAAGUGAACACGGUGAUGAUCCAGGAAGUGAACACGAUAAUGACACUAGAAGUAAACACGGUGAUGACACAGGUAGUGAACACGGUGAUGACACAGGAAGUGAACACGAUGAUGACACUAGAAGUGAACAUGGUGAUGACAAAGGAAGUGAACACGAUGAUGACACUAGAAGUGAACACGGUGAUGACAAAGGAAGUGAACACGGUGAUGACACAGGAAGUGAACACAGUGAUGACAAAGGAAGUGAACACGGUGAUGACACAGGAAGUGAACACGUUGAUGACACAGGAAGUGAACACGGUGAUGACAAAGGAAGUGAACAUGGUGAUGACACAGAAAGUGAACACGGUGAUGACACAGGAAGUUAA